Nymphaea colorata (pocket water lily) is the source of this 2758-nucleotide messenger RNA. RefSeq lists its product as uncharacterized. NCBI's taxonomy places the organism in Eukaryota, Viridiplantae, Streptophyta, Magnoliopsida, Nymphaeales, Nymphaeaceae. The transcript is spliced from 3 exons. Gene Ontology annotation, cellular component: cytosol. Bases 1032 to 2603 code for a protein of 523 amino acids. The record is from RefSeq and is a predicted model, not a curated record.
UUUACAUGGUGAAUAAAGAGUUUCUAAAAAUUACAUUCUUAGCAUAGUUAGGUUUGAAUCUUGAUAAGCUUGAGCUGUACGUCCCCACUUAAUGGUGAGCAUGUAGCAUGUCCUAGAUCAUAUUUUCUUGGCAAAGGCUCACCGUUGAAAGUUUACAAGCAGCAGCAUCCUCAUCGAAGUUGGUGAAGAACACGCAACUUUUGACCCCUGAGAAAUUUAUCUUCAAUUAGACCUAAAAAAUAUCAUUCUGGGGAUUUUUAAUUUAGUUAUUAAUGCUGAGGAGGAAACUGGUGAACCUCCGGCUUUCAGAACUUGUCUGGAGUUUUAUCAAAUUUAUAAAUACCUUCCUGAAAUCACAUCCUUCGCCUCCACCCGUCAGAACUUGCGUUUAUGAAAUCUAUGUUGAUGGCUGUACUUUAGAGAUCUUAUGUUCAACUUUGGCUAUCUAGUUACUUAACAGGAAGCAAAAAAUCAAGUUGUUCUCAUGCAUCGCGAGAAACUUGUGAUACAAAAUCAUUUGUUUGGCUUUCAAAUUCAAGUGAAGUUGCUCAAGUAAGACAAAUUUUAGUUGUAGUGAUAAAUUUUGCUGCAGUUUGCCCUGCAUGUCACUGAUAACUAUUUUCUGCUACAGUUGUGCUCUGAAGCGUGUCUUCUUUUGGUUCAAAUAAAUGGUUUGAAGCUCUUUGCCAGGAUUGUCAAGGGUUGCUACUUGUUACCAUAUUUUGGUUGAAUGUUGCCUCAAUUAGUCAAUUUGAUCCUGUGAAUAUUUACGCUUGUUUCCGAAGGGAUUUCAGAUCCGAGCUGAAUAUAAGUGCCGUGUUGGAUGGGUGUUAAACCCACCGCGGAUCUGAGUUACCUCUCUCUCUCUCUCUCUUUUCCUCUCUCCCGAGGGUCGUUUCGUCCGGCGACGCGUUUCUUCGUCCGGCCACGCCAUCUCCAGCCGGAGAGUUCUGGGCUUCGGCCUUUUCUUCCAGCUAGGGAGUGGGGAGGCGGCACAGGCGUUCUUCCCCCCUGGAUUUAUUCGUUGGAAGAUGCAGAAUGGAUGUGUUAGAGACUGUGAUUCACUUGACUCUGGUGAGCUUGAAAGCAUCCUGCAAGCCUUACCUGCUCCUCUCCGUCGUCGAGAUUUUCAGACCCUAGCAGAGAUUGCUAAGACCAGGGAGGGCCGGUCGGAGCUCUCCACUGUGAAUCCUCUCCCUUCAUUGCUUACCCUUGUCCGCUUCCUCCUCUCCCACCCUGGCUCAGACAUCAUCGUGCCUUCCCUGAGGCUCAUCCGGAACCUCUGUGCCGGUGAUGCGCAAUGCCAAUAUUCGUUUGUGGCAAAUGGCGGCGCAGACGCUGUUGCAGUAGCUGUCGGCUGCAGUGAAUCUGCUGAAGUUGUCCGCUUCGGGUUUGAGGUAUCUGCGAAUGUCGCGUCAGGCGGAGAAAUGCACCGGUCGGUACUGUGGAGAGCGUUGUUUCCCGGCGGUUUUAAGAGGGGUCUCUGCUCCUUCGAUGACCCGAGGAUUGCCGAUCCCGCGUGUAGGAUUCUGCAUGUGUGUGUCAGCGAGAAGAAUGGCAGGUUGGUGGAACUCUGUGGGCUUGAGGGAGUGCCGAUCAUGGCGUGUUUGAUCCGAAAAUCAUCUAAAAGUGAUGGAGUUGAAGCAGAGUGGAUACAGUUGCUCCUCCAAAAAAUCUGUUUAGAAGAAUCUUGUUUUUCUCAGUUGUUUGCCGGAUUAGGCACAAGGGGAGUUUCCGAUUACCAUGAAAAUAAUAUCUCUGAGGGUGGCUACUCUGUGGAGCAAGUGUAUCUGUUGCGUGCAAUUUCAGAGGGAUUAAGCCAGCAAGGAAGUGAUCUUGUUAUCAGUAAAGAUGUCGCACUAUCUGUUUUUAGUAUAUUCAGGUCAGCUGCAGAAUUAAUUCGGAGUAGCUCUACGAAAGAAGCCACUUCGCCAACUUCUUCACCAACAGUUGAUGUUUUGAGGCAUGCAAUAUUGAUCUUAAGAGAUGUUUGCUCUGUGGAGGACCGAAAGGGGCUGCCAGUGGAACCAUCCAUGCUAAAUGUUGAAGACCUGCAAGUGGAAGAUCCAUCCACCGUUGACUCACUCUUGUCUGCUGGUCUUGUGCACUUCAUGUUGGGCCUGCUGCAGGAACUUGGGGAGCCUGCAAUUAUUCGGAAGGCAAAAAACAAAUCAAGAAGCACUGGCCUUGGUUCUGUGGGAAACUCAAAUGGGCAAGCUGCAUUUCAAGCACCUGAAGGUGGUGAAGAGGCCAGUCCUCUCGAACCACAAUUGGUGUGUCCAUAUAAAGGAUUUCGAAGAGAUUUAGUUGCUGUUCUUGGCAACUCAGCGUACCGAAGGAAGCAUGCCCAGGAUGAGAUUAGGAGACAGACGGGAAUAUUGCUGCUAUUACAGCAGUGUGUGGUUGAUGAAGAUAACCCCUUCUUGAGAGAAUGGGGCAUAUGGACCGUGAGAAACUUGCUGGAGGGCAAUGCUGAGAACCAAAGAGAAGUGGCAGAACUAAAGAUUCAAGGGUCUGUUGACACGCCUGAAAUUUCAGAGCUGGGCCUGCAAGUGAAGGUUGACCCUGAGACUGGCCGUGCAAAGUUGGUGAAUGUUACCUAAUGAAAGAUUCUCUGUAUGUCAUAUGCCAUUGCUCACCUCCUUUUAAUUUUUUUCACUCUUUUUACCAUCUUAGUAGGAGUCCCUGACUUUUAACAGCCAUCCAACUGCUUUGGCAGAAAUUAUCAGGAAUAUAUUCAUCUUCUUUUGCUGUCUAA